AUGUUAUUUGGAAUCUGGGCUAUUUUUACUUGUUCGACACUCUAUUUAUCUGGUGAACUAUAUAAUAUUGUGUUAUUGAUUUAUGGAUCUCCUCUAAUGUUUUUACUUGUUUAUAGAUUUAUUUUAUUUUCAGUUAGUUAUAUAAGUUCUUCAUUCAGCUAUUUUAUUAAAGUUGGUACUAGUAUAAAUCCUGAAGAUAAUUGUUCUAAACAGUUCAAAGAUAUUUUGAAUAAAGAAACUGAAAAUAAAUGGCAUAUGAUAAUACAUAAUAUUGGUAUUAUUAUAGCUGUUGUUGGUGUUGUUGUUGGAUUAGUCGUAUAUUUAGUCGUAGAAAUGGUUUAUAUCUUUAAUGGCAAAAAGAAUGGACAUAGAGCACCAUCUUUUCUCGGAACUAUGGGGAUUUCUUAUUUGAUAAUAGGUGGACUAAUUCAAUUAGUAACCUUUUUUUUAAAGAUUAUACUUGACUGCGUACAACAAUGUAAAGCCAUUCAAAAAGCAUCUUUUAAUGAUAAGGAAUAUACUUUUUUCUUUUGCUUUUUAAAGUUUAUUCCAUGCUAUUCAAUUUUGGGAUGCAUAUGUUCAAUAAUAUGUGACUAUUGCACAAAAACUAAUUCUGGUAAUAAUACAAAAUCCUCAAAUUGUCAAUGGAUAUUUGUUGUUGUCAUAACUUUAAUAUCUAUCAUUCUACUUGUUGCAUUUUUUGCAUUUUAUAUAUGGGCUAUUAUUGAUACAUGGAAAGAUUCAAAUAAAUUGUUGUUAUAUGUCAUAUUAUUUUUAUUGUCAAUACUUUCUAAUGGAGUUUCUGUAAUCAAAGAAUUAAGAAAUAGGAAAGAAGAAAAAACGAAUUUUAAGAAAGUAAGUGAUGAACCUGAUUCAUGGUUUGGUUUCGAUUAUAAUAGUAGUAUUAUACUUCUAAUUGUAUUGAUAGUUAUUGUAAUUAUCACUAUUUUUGUGAUUGUUGGAAUGGUUUAUAUUCUACCGAAAAUAAAAACUAAAUUCAAAGGAGAUAAUACUAAAAAGGGUAUCAAAAAUUAUGAAUCUUCUUUUUAUUUAGCACAAGAAUUAAAUGGAUUUAUUGACGGUAUUUCAUAUGAUUAUUUCUUCGAUGAAUAUUAUUACCAACAACCGAGUAAAAUUACAAAUAAUACUCGUGGUCAUUCACAUUUAUGUUCGAAUGAUCCAUAUGGCAUUACACCAGCAGAGUAUGGUUAUUUUAGUUAUUUAGCAUAUAAUAAACCUGUAAUAAAAUUACAAAAACAAUAUCAAGGAAAUUUCUUGAAAAAAGACAAUGAGUUAGUUUUUUAUAAAGAAAAUGAUGAAAACGAAAAAAAUAAAUAUGAGUUACUUUCUCAAUACCUUAAAGACAAAGGCUGGUCUUUUCAGUACCAUAAUAAAAAUGGACUAUAUUAUAUAAUAGGAACUAAAGUUUGUAAAGAAGAAAAAACAGAUAAGGAACAGAAUAAAGUCAAAGUGAUUGCUUUUAAAGGAACAAAUUCAUUCGGUGAUGGUCUUUAUGACAUUCAAUUGUUUGCCGAAUCUGCAUUUCCAACUAUAUCAGUUACAGUAUUUCCAGUAUUUACAAAACAGACUCUUUCAAGAAUAAGUUAUGGAUUAUCAUUUUUUGGAACAAAAGCAUUCGAAAAAGAUGAGCCAACACUCUUAGGAACAGCAAAGAAAAUAGUGAAAGAAGAAAUGAAAGAUGGAAUCCCUCUUGUAGUUACUGGUCAUUCACUUGGAGGAGGGAUUGCGAAUAUAGUUGGAACAGAGUAUGGAUUAUCAAGUUUUGGAAUAUCCCCUCCUGGGACAUUUUUGGGUUCAAAAGGAUUAGGACUAAAGAAAAAGGAUGUCACUGUACUUGAAAGGGCUGUUAUACCUGAUAGAGAUCCUGUUGCUGCUCUAGGAAUAGAUGGAGGGUUACAAAUCAGAAUACCAUGCAAUGCAAAUUCAUUGAAGUGUCAUGCCAUACACAAUUCAGUUUGUAUGAUUGGUGAGUUGUGUAUCGAUAAAAGCAUGAUAAAGUUAUGUAAUGAAACGUGGAUGAGUUGGGGGUUUGACAUUUCAAAGACAUAA
Messenger RNA from Entamoeba histolytica HM-1:IMSS, 2070 nucleotides. RefSeq lists its product as uncharacterized. NCBI's taxonomy places the organism in Eukaryota, Evosea, Mastigamoebida, Endamoebidae. The record is from RefSeq and is a predicted model, not a curated record. The coding region runs from base 1 to 2070 and encodes 689 amino acids. The transcript has a single exon.